Exophiala bonariae is the source of this 459-nucleotide messenger RNA. RefSeq lists its product as uncharacterized. The coding region runs from base 1 to 459 and encodes 152 amino acids. Gene Ontology annotation, cellular component: membrane. NCBI's taxonomy places the organism in Eukaryota, Fungi, Ascomycota, Eurotiomycetes, Chaetothyriales, Herpotrichiellaceae. The record is from RefSeq and is a predicted model, not a curated record. The transcript is spliced from 4 exons.
AUGCCUGUCAUCUCCCGAGUUGUGUCUAUGAUCCUUCGCGCUGGCGAGUUGGCCUUCGCAGGAAUUGUCGCGGGCGUGGUUGGCAAAUACCUCCACGACUACCGCUCAGGCAGUGCACAACCACUGGCCCGCUUCAUCUACAUUGAGGUUCUCGCCGGAAUCUCCCUCCUCCUCGGUCUUCUCUGGCUCCUACCAUUUUCAUCUGGUUUCGUCCAUUGGCCUGUCGACGUCUUUAUCUCGGUCGCUUGGUUCGCCGCAUUUGGUAUUCUUAUCUCCUUCAACGGAACUUGCGGUAGAUGGAGAGCAACUGAAGCUUUCUCGUUCUUGUCAGCUAUCUUCUGGCUGGUCAGUGCCUUGGUAGGCAUUUGGUUUAUUCGCCGUGAGAGGCGCAAGGCUGCUCCUGUCGCUGGAACCUACACCCGCCGUCGCUGGUUCGGCCAUCGUCGCUCAGCUGUUUAA